This is a messenger RNA of Colletotrichum scovillei, 3453 nucleotides long. Its product is annotated as glycosyl hydrolase family 18. Gene Ontology annotation, cellular component: extracellular region. The record is from RefSeq and is a predicted model, not a curated record. The transcript has 2 exons. Gene Ontology annotation, biological process: carbohydrate metabolic process; chitin catabolic process. Lineage: Eukaryota; Fungi; Ascomycota; Sordariomycetes; Glomerellales; Glomerellaceae. The coding region runs from base 2070 to 3284 and encodes 404 amino acids. Gene Ontology annotation, molecular function: chitinase activity; chitin binding.
UGGCUGUCUUUUCAAUGUUGAUUAUCCCACGAGGCGUCGCUUCAUGAUGCCAUGAGGUUGGAAAUUGUAUCGAUGAAGCCAAUGACCUAUGUGGCUCUUUGCGCUUUCCUGAAUUCCAGCUACUACUGACGCUUGUCCUUGAACAUGCUCACUUUCGUGGAAAAGGGUUUAAAGCUCCUUUUCGAGUUAAGUAUGCCAUUGAGCUUCAUCCACGUACGAGGCUUGGAAUCACAAGCGCAGAGUCAUGGCCGAGUCCACACCUCCACUUCGUCGGGAUGGCUUCCUCCUUGUAAUGGCUGAUCGCGUGUAUUUCAGGGCUCUUCACACAGAUAGUGUAGCUCUGAGUGUUGGCAGACGACCAGUCGAAGCAAGCGAGAUAUUUCUGCUGUUGUGAGCUUGUCGUGCUUAUCAUCAAAAUGGCAUUCCUUUGUCAUUGUUUUCUCCUGCCAUGGCCUGCGAGCUAUGUCGACCCAGCUAAAGGAAAUGAGACAUUUCUGGUGUCUUCCCAAGGGUUGUUGAUGCGGCUGAGAAGUUGCUCUAGAGAGAAAUCCCGAGACAUUUGACUUGAUCCGAAGGCAAAGUUCUCUCAGUUCAACUUCCACGCUGCAUCUGUCCGCUGUCAAACGGUUGACCUCUGCGAAAGGCCGUCUUGGCCCUGCAGUCAACCAGAUGUCGUGCUUCACGUCCUUUACUUCGCGACCGCUGUUCGAACUUGGCAGAGAUCCAUCUGGCGGAAAUUGACAUGCGGCGAUGGUGAGCUGGGCCUCGCCAAGUCCACCUUCUCUAUAGUCUUGAGAGAUGUCCUUCCGCAUGCGUCGGAUUGCGCCGGAGCGCGAAAAUGUCUCGUGGCGCCGUGGCCGCAUUCAUCGUGAUGUUUCCUUGUCGCUCAUCGGCCGCACCCAACGGCCAAGGCCAUCCGUCCGACGCCACGCCGCCAAGCGGUAGCCAUGCGUGCCAUGGAAAUGCUCCCUCCACCGGCUCAAAGACUCUGUUGAAGGGUUGGUCGCGAUGCAAGUCUUCCGGGAUAUCGGUCCCCGUCCCCCGCGGCCGAUGCCAUUCGAUAUGAGCCUUGCAGCCGCAUGUGCUUUGAUAAAGACCUCCUUCCUCCCUAGGCAAUCAGCCGGUCAGCGUGCCCUUGGAGUACUCAAUUCGCGACGAUUUUGCUGUUUGCCGCGUGGUCCUUGGCAGCAGCAUUGGGAUGCAGGACAAGCCAAGGGGGCUCUGUUUUCCUCCAGUCUCCUUCUCAGACUCCAUCUGAUUCCUCUCCUCCCCGGGAGUCCGCCGUCAAACGGAAAUCCCGCCGCUCGAUCGAGAACGCGGUCGACAUUCCUCCGAGCACACAGCUUGCUUCCCGUCUGCAGGUGUAGAUUGCUCCUCCGAAUGGUGAAGAGGGGGAGAGCAAGCCUGCAAGUCUUUAAUGCAACGGCCUGGCUAAAAAGACGUGCAUGGUCGCAUUCUCCAAGAGGGACAAAGGCUUACGAAUCGUCCACAUAUUUGUCGAGUAGCCUAUCGAAGAAGGCCGCCAAGGAAUUAAUCGAAUUCCUCUAGAAUUCCCCUGGAAUUCGAGAAUUUAGCCAAUGUCCCAUGCGGUCGGUAUAAGAUCUCCCCUGGGUUCAGGCACGAAAGGGAGAAAAAAAGGGGGGGAAAGAUCAGGAACCGGAAAGGAUUGUUUUCUACCAGUCCCAAGUCGCGUGCGGUGUCUCUCUUCUUUUAGGAACAAGCACCAGCACCGAAAGCAGGUUUUCUCGAUGACCUGGAGGCUGUUUUUUUGUUUUUUUCCUGAGCUGUUUGUUGUUUCUCAGUCGGCCGUCACCGGUUUGAUCGUGGUAAGGCGAAAAGAAGAAAGAGACGUUUACGAGAGGAAUUGAGGAGAAUCAAGGAGAACACGAGGGCAGGAGAGGAGGAAACUUGCACCCGAUGCAGCACCUGCCUUGGCUGUCACCGGAUCCCCAAUAGCGAUCCAGCUGGGCGCCCUGCAGCGGCAUCUACGGCAAGCACAGCCCCCGGGGGCCUCCACGUCAGCGAACUGGGCCACCCCGCCGCACCCGGACGGGCCCUAAGCUACAAAAAUGGCCCGAGGACGACCCCUCCCCCGCGCCGUCCCGCCGUCAGCCUCAACAUUGACAUCGACACACACCACAACUUUGACCUCGACCUUGACCUCAACAUCGAGCUCGCCGAGACGACUGUCCUUUCUGAUCUUCAAACUUCUCGCUCUCACAGCAUUCAUCCAGCCCGUCAUGUCUCAAGGCUGGGUCAACGCCGUCUACUACCCCAAUUGGCGGGUGUACAAGGGUCAGACACCCGCCUCGAUGCCCGUCAAUGCCGUCACUCACGUCAUGUACGCCUUUAUCAAAGUCAACACGGACGGGUCGCUAAAGCUCAUUGACGACUGGGCCGAUACCCAGAUUCCAGUCGACGGGACAAAGGGCUGUCUCUCGGCCACAGCCAAGCUCAAGGCCUCGAAGCCGAGCAUCCGCACCCUCGUAUCCGUCGGCGGUGGCACGGGCAGCGCCGAGUUCCCGGCUCUAGCUGCCAACCCUACCGCCCGCGCUCGUUUUGCCAAGGAGAUCAAGGCCUUUUGCGACAAGUGGCAGCUCAACGGUGUUGAUAUUGACUGGGAACACCCAAGCGACGCCAAGCAGGGCAAAGACUACAUCAGCCUCCUCAGCGACGUCCGCCAACAGAUGCCAGCGGGUAAGUACCUCAUCACAUCAGCCCUGCCGCCGGGCCAAUGGGUGCUCAAGAACAUCGACCUCAGACGAGCCGCCUCGCUCCUCGACUACCUGAACCUCAUGUGCUACGACCUCACGGGACCCUGGACCGACGUCUCGGGCAACCACGCGCAGCUCCUGGCGUCGAAGACGCUGGUGAGCAACAACCCGAACCUCAAGAUCGCCUGCGCCGACGGCAUCACCUACGUCACGAGCAAUGGGUUCCCGAGCCGGAAAGUGCUGCUCGGAAUCCCGGCGUAUGCCCGAACCUUUCCUAAUGCGAAAGGGCCGGGCGGAUCGACAAAGGGGUCUGCUGAGGUUGAUUACUGCGACAUGUCGAAUGAUAGUGUUGAUAAGGCGACUGUGGACACGACUGCCGCGGCGGCUACUUAUGUUGAUCCCACGUAUGGGUUCAUGACUUUUGAUGUGCCGAGAUCGGUGGCCAUCAAGGCCCAGUAUGCGAAGAGCAAGGCUCUUGGUGGGUUAUUUUACUGGACUGGCGUGGGAGACCGGAAGGGGAGGCAAAGUCUGGUCCAGGCUGGGUUUAAUGAACUCAAUGGCAUCAAAUGAGCCUAUUUCACGUGGUGGCGGGUUGGAAAGACUCGCGGUGUACUUCAACAUGGAUUCUGGUACAUAUCCUGGCUGUGGAUACGCCAUGGAAAGGCAGCUGGAUUGAAAAGGCUUGCCCAUAGAUAUAGAGGUAGCCAUGAAUACGAAUAAUGAACAUAAAAUACCAAGG